Messenger RNA from Misgurnus anguillicaudatus (oriental weatherfish), 2613 nucleotides. It is a transcript of the gene mrap2b, whose product is annotated as melanocortin 2 receptor accessory protein 2b. NCBI's taxonomy places the organism in Eukaryota, Metazoa, Chordata, Actinopteri, Cypriniformes, Cobitidae. The record is from RefSeq and is a predicted model, not a curated record. Gene Ontology annotation, biological process: protein localization to plasma membrane; regulation of adenylate cyclase-activating G protein-coupled receptor signaling pathway. Gene Ontology annotation, cellular component: plasma membrane; endoplasmic reticulum. Gene Ontology annotation, molecular function: type 1 melanocortin receptor binding; type 5 melanocortin receptor binding; corticotropin hormone receptor binding.
AGAGAGAGAGAGAGAGAGAGAGAAUGGAAAAGAAACAGAGACAUAGUGAGAGAGAACGGUAGAGCAUCCAAACCAUCAGUCAGGUGUUUCAGGUUUCUCUCAGCUGCUCCUUUAACUUCAGUAUCCUCAUGGACUUUCUGCCGAUGAAGAAAAUCAGUAACGGAUCCUGAUGUUGUUCUGUGAUUUCUGAUGAGAUGAUGUUUUGCUGAAACAUGACAGCACACAUAAACCAGAGUCGCUCAGGUGGUGAUUAUGAAUGGCGUUAUGAGUAUUAUGAUGAUGAAGAGCCCGUGUCCUUCGAAAGCCUGAAAGCAAACAGAUACUCUAUAGUUAUCGGUUUCUGGGUUGGUCUGGCAGUGUUUGUCAUCUUCAUGUUCUUUGUCCUGACUCUUCUGACCAAAACAGGAGCAUCACAUCUGGAGAUUUCUGACCCCCGUGAAAAGCAUCAUGGUGACGGUGUGCAGAUAGAGGCCGAAUGUCCUCAGGCAUUUCCUUUACAUCCACUGUUUGACGAAACACGUUCCCUGUUUCACUUUUACAUUCACGAGGAAGAGCAAACUAAUAUCAAUAGAGAUGCUGUGAUUGGCCGAGGGAUGCGUUGUGGACGGGACCCCGUUGACAGUGUUGGACUCUGCUUGCAGGGCACAAUAAAGGAUGGCAGAAGAAACCAAGAUGACCACUUUCUGUCCAACUUCAACAUUCCGAACUUUGUCCAAUCUGAGCACAGCUCCAGCCUAGACAAUGACGACCUGCUUUUGUGUGGACCACCAGAUUGCGAAUCACCUGUCCUUAACAGUUAGCAGGACAUCAGAUUAGAGCCCAACUAUUUUUCCUGUGAUUAAUAAACAUAUACUGAUCAGAUACUAAAGACACACUUUAGAUAAACGUCCAUUAAUGAAUCAUUUAGACAAUAAGAGAGUGAUUAUGAUCUGUAAAUUGUUCACUUGAAAGUGUAUCAAAUAUCUUAAUUAGGGAUGCACAGAUAUGGAAAUUUUGGCCGAUACCGAUAACUGAAAAUUCUUUAUAUUCGGGGGGCGAUAACCGAUAUAUAUAGGCCGAUAAAUAUUCAUAUUAUUUUCACAAUGAAAAACUCCCAGACCUCGGACAUCUUGUCUUUGCGCUAGACUAGCAUACUCUUCUUAAGCCCGCAACACGUGUCAUCUUCGUGCUAUGUCACAGAAAUCACCAAUCAAAACUCCACAUGGCCAGCAAUGAGCAAGUGAAGUGGUUCAACAAACCAAAAUAAUCCAUCAUUUAUCGGCUUUCAUUUAUCUGCCUAAUUUUGCUAUCAGACAGAUAACUGAUAAUAUUAAAAAUAAGCAGUUAUCGGCCGAUAAUGAUAUGUCGGCCGAUAUAUCGUGCAUCCCUAAUCUUAAUGAUUCUGUCUUUUUUUCAACUCUGUAGAUUCACAAUAAUUUUCUGUUGUAAGAUUAGAUUUAAUUUCAGUGACUGUGUUUUUUUGUGUGUCUUAAAGAAGGUUGUUUAUUUCUGGUUCGCGAUAAACAGGACUUAAAGGUGCAGUGUGUAAAUUUUAGCGGCACCUAGUGGUGAGGCUGCGAAUUGCAACCAACUGCUCACCCCUCGCUUUGAAACGCAUAGAGAAGCUACGGUAGCUGCCACCGUAAAAACAUGUCAUUAAUGGAGACAACUUAAUAAUGGAGCAAAAAAGUUUGUCCGUUAAGGGCUUCUGUAGAAACAUGGAGGCACAAAAUGGCGACUUCCAUGUAAGGUUUAUUUAGAUAAAAACGUCUCAUUCUAAGGUAAUAAAAACAUAACGGCUCAUUAUUAAAAGGUCUUUAUACACCCCUGAUAAUAUUGUUUUGUAUAUUAUUUUGCAUUUCUGUCAAGAGAUCCUUUAAAAAAAUACACACUGCACCUUUAAUGUUGACAUCUGUUUUUCUGUUUUAAAGGUCAAUACAGCAUACGUUUUGGAUCUCGCUUUAAUGCUAUGUAUGUUUUUUGUAAAUUAGUUUAAAAAGCUAUUUGAUUUUCAUAUUGCUGCUGUAUGCAAUUUGUUGUGAUCAUUUUUUUAAAGUUGUUUGCAUACUUUUCUUAUUCCUAUUUAUUUUAAAAUAGAAGUCGUUUCUUCAGCAAAUCAAAGUUGGUGUGUAAAGCCAGCCUUGCAUUUUGAUGCCCAUAACAGGAAAUGGACCAAGGUCACAGACGACAAGGUGUAAAGAAAUAUUUCAUGUUUUUAAUAUUUUUUAUAGUCAUUUAAAUGCAACUAUUGUCAAAAAUGUCCAAAAGAACAUAUGAAACCAUCAUGCAUGCAACAAUUUCUAAGAACUAGAUUUUAAACAAAGAUAUUUUGAUAUUCUUAUUUGUCAUUGAACCAUAUAUCAAAAUAUAUUUAACAUUUUCUAUAUACAUAUUUUAUUAUGUGUUAAAAAAAUAUUUAUUUAGUGCUUUAAUACAGAAACUCUGUAAUUUUACAUAAAAUGUAAUUAUUGCCCAUUAAAGUUAACAUCCUAACAGCAUUCAAUGUUCUCUGUUAUUAUAUUCAGUGUGAGAAUAAAAUGGACAGCAUGCUAGACAACAAUGAAAUCUGUGAACAUCGCAGCUGGUAUAUCAGCUACACGUCUACAGCACUGAGUCUGACUGUUAAUGACUAAA